AGGUGCCGUCGCGGGGGUCGACAUUAGUUAGGACCCGACCCACUGCUGGGGGUGGGGUCUGGUGGGGGUGGUAAGGAGGCCCCGGGAUUCUCUGACAGGACAGUCUGGGGUCGCCGCAGCUCCCCUCACCUUGUCCCAUCCUGGGAUUGGAAAGGAACAACAGGAGGCCGUCGCCUUCCUGCCCAGCCCUUCAGGGAGCGCAGCUGGGACGCCGCGCCAGGCCCUGGAGAUGCGGGAUGAUGGGCACUUCCAGUAUCAUCUCAGCAUCGGCCCUCCAGCCAGGCCUGAUAAACUCAUCCUGAAAGUCGCUGUUCUUCUCCUGCUGAGCAAGAAUGGAGGCCCCACUGGUGAGUCUGGAUGAAGAGUUUGAGGACCUUCGACCCUGCUGCUCGGAGGACCCGGAGGAGAAGCCCCGGUGUUUCUAUGGUUCAUCUCCCCACCAUCUCGAGGACCCCUCCCUCUCCGAGCUUGAGAAUUUUUCUUCUGAAAUAAUCAGCUUCAAGUCCAUGGAGGACCUCGUGAAUGAAUUUGAUGAGAAGCUCAAUGUCUGCUUUCGGAACUACAACGCCAAGACCGAGAACCUAGCUCCCGUGAAGAACCAGUUACAGAUCCAAGAGGAGGAGGAGACCCUUCAGGACGAGGAGGUUUGGGAUGCUCUGACAGACAAUUACAUCCCUUCACUCUCAGAAGACUGGAGGGAUCCAAACAUCGAGGCUCUGAAUGGCAACUGCUCUGACACUGAGAUCCAUGAGAAAGAAGAGGAAGAGUUCAAUGAGAAGAGUGAAAAUGAUUCUGGUAUCAACGAAGAGCCUCUGCUAACAGCAGAUCAGGUAAUUGAGGAGAUUGAGGAAAUGAUGCAGAACUCCCCAGACCCUGAGGAAGAAGAGGAGGUUCUGGAAGAAGAGGAUGGAGGAGAAACUUCCUCCCAGGCAGACUCGGUCCUCCUGCAGGAGAUGCAGGCGUUGACACAGACCUUCAACAACAACUGGUCCUACGAAGGGCUGAGGCACAUGUCUGGGUCUGAGCUGACCGAGCUGCUGGACCAGGUGGAGGGUGCCAUCCGCGACUUCUCGGAGGAGCUGGUGCAGCAGCUGGCCCGCCGGGACGAGCUGGAGUUUGAGAAGGAAGUGAAGAACUCCUUUAUCACGGUGCUUAUUGAGGUUCAGAACAAGCAGAAGGAGCAGCGAGAACUGAUGAAAAAGAGGCGGAAAGAGAAAGGGCUGAGCCUGCAAAGCAGCCGGAUAGAGAAGGGGAACCAGAUGCCUCUCAAGCGCUUCAGCAUGGAAGGCAUCUCCAACAUUCUGCAGAGUGGCAUCCGCCAGACCUUUGGCUCCUCAGGAACUGACAAACAGUAUCUGAACACAGUCAUUCCUUAUGAGAAGAAAGCCUCUCCUCCCUCAGUGGAAGACCUGCAGAUGCUGACAAACAUUCUCUUUGCCAUGAAGGAGGAUAAUGAGAAGGUGCCUACUUUGCUAACGGACUACAUUUUAAAAGUGCUCUGCCCUACCUAACCUUGCCCUUUGGAGCAGCCUCGCUGCAGGAGGUCACUGAGCAAGAGUCAUUCCAUCACAGGGACUGCAUGACACCACGUAACCUCCGACAUGUAUUUAAACGUGUAUAGCUUAACCAGGAUUAAACAUGAGCAAGCGCGCGGGGUCCUUUGCCGUUGGCUUCUAGUGCUAGUAAUCAUUGGAUGCAUGAUGGGGCAGGGCCGGUGAUGGUGCCUCCUCCUUGCUGGUGUCAGAAGAGGGGAAGGCAGCCGCUUUCACCACUCAUUAUGUAGUCUGGCUCCAGCCCUCAAAAACAGCUUAUACUCUAAGACUAAUUUUGAAAUAAAACCUUCAUUUAAUUAAUA
Molecule: messenger RNA, 1855 nt
Organism: Nomascus leucogenys (northern white-cheeked gibbon)
Lineage: Eukaryota; Metazoa; Chordata; Mammalia; Primates; Hylobatidae
Source: RefSeq, a predicted model, not a curated record